CCGAUGAGGCCCAGCGCCCCCAGCCGCCGCGAGCAAGCACGAAACCUCGGCCUCCCCCCACCUUCCCCACCCGCGGGGGCGCGCGGCGCCGGGAACUGACCGUGGUGCUGAGCGCGCGACUCGGGCUCGGGCGCGGCUCCUAACCCUGCCAAGGCCGAGUCCUGCGACAGUCCUGGCCCCAAAGGUGGGAACAGUGACUGCAGGUGUGGGGUGUUUCCAUCUCCCUGUCACCUGCCUACAUGGAGGAUCCAAGUUUAGACAUCACCACUCAGCUUUAAUGCCAAGCAGCUGCGCCACUGGCAGCAUGGAGUUGAAGCGAGGAAAGACCUUCAUCAAGUCCAGCUUGCAGAUUUCCCAUGAGAAACUCCCAGACUCAGAGGCCACUGGCCCUACCAGGGAGGAUGCAGGUUCCUGCUCAGUCUUGACAGGAGGGCAGCAGUGGGCCCAUGGUGAGAGGCUGCCCCACGUCAAUCCCAGCACCCAAGGAUACGACGGGUGCCCUAGCAAGGGGGUUCAGCCAGAGCCUGAAGCUGGGACCUCCUUCAAACUGGUGCGGAAGAGCAAGACUCAUGACAGUGUGUCCGGGGCUGGCAGGGUGGCUGCGGCUGUGGGGCAGUUGGUGGGCAGUGCCAGCUUCCCAGGGUCCUCCAGCGGUCAGCGCAUGAUUGACUACCGCCACUUCGUGCCCCAGAUGCCCUUUGUGCCAGCUGUGGCCAAGAGCAUCCCAAGGAAGAGGAUUUCCCUGAAACGACCUAAAAAGUGCUUUCGGAAUCUAUUCCACAUUCGCAGAAGUAAGACUGAGAACUUGGCCUCUCUGGUGACAGAGGGGAAGAGUCUGCCUUCCCCGAGGGGUGCAUCAGAGGCUGAGGGGCAACAGGGAGCAGCCUUCUUCCCCCUGGCUGAGGGGCUGGGGCGGGAUUUCCAGUUCCAGGACCUGUCUGACAGUGAGCUCCAGCCUGACUCCUCUUUUGACCUCUGUAGGGUUUUGUGUGAGGAUGUGGCCUCCCUGAAGAGCUUCGAUUCACUCACAGGUUGUGGGGAGAUCUUUGCAGAUGAGAGCUCGGUGCCAUCCCUGGAGCUGAAUGAGGGCCUGAACAGCCCAGCAGGGACAUCACAGGACAGCAAGGUCCUCAGGGGCCCCUCCCAGGGCAGCGCCGAGCAGCUGGCCUCACCUGCCCACGAGAUGUCUGACUUCGCCAAGUUCUGGGAGAGUGUGAAUCACUCUGUGAAGCAGCAGCAGCGAGCCCUGCUGGGCCCGUGGCUUGGGGGUUCUCAGGGGACAGACACAGGUCCACCCAGGCUGGAUGCAGCUGGGCUCGCUGAGCUCCCCCUGUGCUCCUGCAGGGACCCCCACAACAGCUCAAAAGCUAGCUCCAUUGACACGGGCACCCCCAAGAGUGAGCAGCCAGAAUCUGUGUCCACCAGUGAUGAGGGUUACUAUGACUCCUUCUCACCGGGCCUCGAAGAAGACAAGAAGGAGGCCCCUAGCCCAGGCACCACUGUGGCCGCCUUCCCCCGGGACAGCUACAGUGGGGAUGCCCUCUAUGAGCUCUUCUAUGACCCCAGCCAGGGCCCUGUCGAGCCAAGCCUGGACGAUGACUUGUGUGUGUCUGAGAGCCUGUCAGGACCAGCCCUGGGGGCACAGCUAUCUAUGUGCAGCUUCCAUGUGGGAGCAGAAGAGAACCUGGCCCCAGCUCCAGGUCCAGACCUGCUUAGCCAGGGCUUCCUGCAGAGCUCCUGGAAGGGCAAGGAGUGCUUGCUGAAACUCUGUGACACGGAGCUUGCCAUCACCAUGGGUAUCAUCAACUGGCUCCGCCGAGGCCCCGAGCUCCGCACCUCGCCUGCCUCCACCCCCAUGGAGUCUGCAGUCCCAUCCAAGGGACCAGUAGAGAAGCUGGGAGCUGGUUCUAGAAAGCUGGGCCCAGAUCCAGUGAAGUUGGAAGACAGGGGGUCCCGGGCCUCCGAUGCAGGUAGGAUCACCUCGGGCACAUCAGCCAGCAGGAAGGAGCUGUGGGGACAUUCAGGUCUCAAGGACCCAGUUGCUGGAGAAAGCAAGGUCCUAGUGGGUGCCAAGCAGGGGGCCACUCCUCCACCCAGGGACCCCUAUCUGGAGUAUAUGCCUGUAUCUAGGGAAGAAGAGACACAAGGCCACCCUAAAGGCUUAUUCUCUAUGGCAGCUGCAAUUUCCGAAGCAACAGAUACUUCUGGCAAAAAAGAGGUCCCAAGCCCCUCUGCCUGGUCCAGCUCCCAAGGGCCCAGGUCACCUGGGAACCUAGGGUAUUUCCAAGGUCCCUGGAGGCCAGGCCUUGGGGGAAGCACCCUGGAUGCAGAACCCACUCUGACAAGCUUUGUGGCCCAGAUGGCAGCCCUGCAAAUCCACCCAGAUGGCCAGCACCCUGCUGCACAGCCCCCCAGGCAGGACACAGGCAGUGGGAUUUGUGGACAGCCUCAGGCCAGGGAUGCAGACUUGCAGCAGCAGAAACAAUUUAACAGCUCCCCGAGCAUGGCUGCAGUCUGCGGUCUGCCCUCUCCGUCCAGCCCAUUCCACACUCUGCAAGACCAGAAGUGCCCAAGCUGUGUCUUGAACCUGAGCCAGCUGAGGAUGGAGCCCACUAGGCUGGACGUCCAGGCCCAGGCCACUGUAGGGGACCAGCCCCUGAGAUUUAGCUCGAGGGCCAUGGGGCAGGCAGCCCGCAGGGCACAGCUGGACUCCUAGCUUCCUUUGGCUCCUGCUUGGCUCCUGCUUCUGUCGUCGGGCCCCUGGAGUCUCCUGCCAGGUAUCCUGUGUCUCACUUUUAAUAGCCAACAGGAGGGGCCCCACUGAAAGUACCCCAGAGAGCUGCCCCAAUGAGCCUCCCAAUGAGGAAGGAGGGAGCAGUCCAGUCACAGGCUUGCACUCAUUCGGUGCUGUCUUUGUGGCUUCAUUGAGGAGAACCUGAGAUCCACAUCUCCACCCUUUGUCCAGAUGUGAGGACUGUGUUUGGGGGAGGGGGCCAGUAGGACUCAGACAAGUGGGUCAGGUGUUUUCUGUAGGAGUGUCCAUGCCUGAACCUGCAACUCAAUUCAGAUGCGGCACGGGACAAUCCGAAUGCAGGGUGCCUCACUGAUUUCCCCACAGUCUGAUGUGGGGAGUUGACUGUGAAGGGACAACUGACUGCAGCCUGCACAACAUGUCAGAGAGGGGAGCCUGGGCUUGAAACUGAAAGGAAGGAAAUGGUAUGGACUGUGAACCGGAAGUAGAGCAAACCUGUGCAGGGGUCAAGGGUAAGGUAUAUGUGCACGGAGCAUCCAGGGCUCAGGGGUGAGAGGCUCCGUGUGGGAGAUGAGUGGGGUGGGAACUGCAGCCUGGCUCAGGUAUGCCCCAGGAAGAGCAGCUGCAGCGCACUGGGGCCUGAAGAGCUUCUUGGUGGGAAGAAGCAACAACAUCUGCCCAGCAUCAGCAAGAGCCCUGAACCAGAGAUGCCGUAUGUUACUGAGUGACCCUGCCGGAGCCAGACUCUGCCACCUGGAUGAUGGGUGUUGGUGAAUUCAUGGAAUGCACAGUGCUCUUUGGGAAAAGCUGAUUCUCCCCAACCAUCAUGUUCUUCACCUCCCCUGCUGUCAGCAACACCACCUUUCCCCUCAGGAACACACACCUGUGAAUGGGGCUGUCCCAACCCCAGCCCAGAAAGCCAUACACCCAGGAUCUCAGAGAAGGAGGUGGCCCCCAUGGUUGCGAAGGGCCAUUUGGCUUUAGGAGAGCAGGUCACCAUGUCUGUGUUGGGUGCUUCCCCAGCCAAUGGGUUGCAGUGAAGUGGAAAGGAUGGUACACUGUGGAUAAUUUCUACAGGAAAGACCAGCAGAGAAUGAAGGAGGCAAAGGAGAGGAGGUCUGGGCAGAGGGGAGCCAUCAGACCCCUGGCCUGAGGCUUCAUGUUAGUAUAGCUAAUGCUCACUGGCCCUACUGUGUACAAGAGGCAACCCGCACACUGUAAGUUCAAAAGUCCAUGCCAAGACUCUAGAGCAGGCCGCCCAGCCUGGGACACUGAGCCAAGGCAGCCAGGCUUCCUCGGGCCACACUUGCACUUUCAUCCUGGGACCCAUGGUCAUGGUUGCAUCUCCAAACCUUGCUGUGAGCAGAUUAUGUGGUGAAGAACUCACCCCAUCCCAGCAUCAACCUAGAUCAACAAUGUAUGUUGCUGUGUUCAUUUCUGAAAUGUGAAAACUGAAGCACAGAGCCCAGGUGUGGCCUGCACAGCUACUGUGUGGGAUUGGUGGGUGACGUCCACCUCUACUCCAAGGUCAUCUUUUCACCAGACCCCAGCAUGGCGCUCCCACCGCAGGCCAUGCCUCCUCCUCUGAGAGCAGACAUGCCUGUCUUGGGCGCGUGCUCUCCUGUGAAAGCUGGGAGCUCAAGGGCUGUGCUGUGCUGAAGUCAGUGCUUAGUAAACAUUUGUGAGAAAAUGAAAUACCCCGAGAUCGCUGUUUUUCUGAUUUCUUCUUGUUUGCCAACUUUGCGUCCAGAGAGUAGGUAAUGGGCAAAAAACAUAACCCAGGUCCUGGAAAGGGCAGGAACCAAAGAGUUGAGGCCAGGCCAGGUUUGGGGGUCUGUGGUGAAGAAGGCAAGACCAAAGGGGAUUCCGAACCCAGGGGCCAUGCAGGCCUGGUCUAUGGAUACUGGUGCCCCUAGACACAUUGUAAGCGAUCCUAGCACCUCAGAUUUUCAUUCAGCAAUGGGAGAGGAGCCACAUAAACACACGUGAAGCAUUAUCACUUUUUCUUGCUCAGUGUAUCAUAAGCCUUUUCCUUGGUUUAGCACGUACCUUUUGCUAGAAAAAUGGAGGCAGACAAUGUGAUCAUCCUGUAUUCAGUGGGUCUGAGGCUCUCUCAGCCCUCCUCCUUACACCUUUUCCUCAGGCUGUUCUCCCCAGAAAGUGGGUGUGCUUUGUUCCAAGGGUCUCCAGAUGUCCCACUGAGGGGAAGGGGAACUACAGGCCAACUUCUGGGACCAGCACUUCACCUGACACUGGACAUGGACGAGGCCUUGCUGGGGCCUUUUCAGAACUCUAGUUGUUUCUAACCUCUUGUUCAUACAUGGCUUUCAAGGUUGUAGGAAUUUUCUUUUCUUUUCUUUUUUUUUAUAGAUGAAGCAAAAUGCUGAGAAGUAGGCCCAGUAGUCACCAGUGUACAAAGACUGAGUGACUCACCUUGCACACACAAGGUUUGCAUGGGGGCCUGUGCUCUGUGCCUUCCAACCUGUGAGCUGGAAGAUGCUCGCCGGGAGCCAAGCAGCCUGCUAGCAGAUCUAAUGGUGCAGGGGCCUGAGCCCUUCAGCAGCAUGGCUGGGAGGUGACCAGAGGGCAUGGAGCGAGCAGGCAGUAAGCAUUGACCCAACCCUGGCAGGGGAAGAGCCUGUGAGAUAAGUCAGGGCAUGUUUGACCUUUCUGGUUUUACAUUUAAUUUAAAAUUGUUAUGGAAUGGGAAUAAAUACACAGGGUGCAAAACUCAGAGUGCAGAGGAAAAACAAUGAAGAGUGAGCCCUUUUUCUUCCUUCUUUACUCUGUUGCUUUGAUUACAAAAUUAAUUCCCAAAAAGUGCAGCCGUGUCAGACAGUGCCUCGUGCAGGGCCUAUCUUAUGCAGCCACUAUGUGAUCUCCCAUGCUGCUCUGCGCACUGCGUAGACGCCCGUGAACCGUGAUCACUUCUGUUGCACAGCAUAUCAUGCGCCUUUUCUUUGGGUUUAGCUGGUGUCAGUGGCAGGUUAGCUUCUCCAUGCUCUUGGGUAGCUGUACAGCAGUCUCCUCUAAGCAGCAAUUAAUGUAAACAUCUUUCUGGGGCUGGAUAUUCCAGUUAUUUCCCAUUUUGGUGUGACCAACAAUGCAGCAGUCACUCUUUUAUUCUCCCAAAUGUUUCCUAAUAAAGCUCUCUUCAAACUAUGAAACUUAGCUCAGCCAUGAAGAGACACCUUUCGUAUGCAGGCCCAGCCUCUAAGCCCUGAUGUUAGUGGUCUGGGUUCCAUAGUAAACACACGUAUGUACCUUUGGGAGGAGAAAUGUGGUUUUGUUAUUAUGUCAAGACUUUGGAAACUGUUGCUCCCAUCCUCACUACACGAAAAAACUGCGCAACUGAAAGUGAAUGAUUUUUUUGGACCUAUUAGAGGAUUGAGGUUGCAGAACAAAUAAGUUGCACGAAACCAGGGGCAACAGGAACAUCAGAGAAGCACCCCCACUGAGACCUGGGGCAGAAGCUGCAUGAUGCUGAGAGCUGGCAGGAGUAGUGAAGAACAGCUUGACAAGUUACUGCAGGUUAAGUGAGGCACUGGGGGGCUGGAAAGUAAGUGGAGGGGCCUGCAUUUUCACAGGUUAUUCUUCUAAGAACCACAUUAUGUUUUUAGGGUGAGAAUAAGGAUUCCCUCAUGGACCUGGCAAAGAUGAAUAGCUACUGUGAAAUCAUCCAGAUUUUUCUCCCUAGUAGGCCUACUGCACAAGGGAGGAACUUUCCCAGAGACUGUUCUGAAACCUUUCCAGAUCUAAGGGAACGGAACUCAUCCCACUCCAGAGCAUGCCAGCCUCCCUGUCUAAGAAAAAGAACAGAGAGAGAGUGAGAGAGAGACAGAUAGACACAGACACACACACACACACAAUUGGGAAAGGACUUUAAGAAAUCAUACUGGGAAGUUAGGUCUGAACAGACUUCUAAAGAAUAGUCCCACUUAAGAGGCACACACCCACAAAAAACUGAGACCUAAUUAGAUAUUAAGAAAAUGAAGGAAGGUCCCUCCCCUCCUUACCUCACCCACACACUAAUAAACUUUUCAGUCAUAAUAGCAGUAUAUUACAACUAAAAGAGUCACAAUACAAAGACUCUAAAGAAAAACAAAAAGAACAAAAAAGGGAGGAAAAUAUGAAGCUCAACAGAAUAAUUAGAAACUUCUGAUGCUUAUAGCUAUGAUGAAUACUAAAACAACCGACUCUUACAUUAAAAAUCUAUUUGCUUACUUACAUUAAAAAUCUAUUUGCUUCAUUAUUUACUACCCUAUACAAUUUCUCUGACUUUCAGCAAAAAUGCUAAGUCUACUAAAGUUAAGAAGAAACAAAGAGCAAAACUAUCAUCAGUAUCAGAUUCCUAGUUGUUGGAAUUAUCAGAUAAAGAUUAUAAAGUAAGGAUGAUUAAUAUGUUAAAAAUUCUAAUGACUAAGUAGAUAACAAGCAAGAGUAGGUAGUAAUAUAAAAUAGCAGAGUUCUAAGAAAGCUAUCAAAAGAAAAUGCCAGAAAUCAAGAACAGAAAUGCAAAGUUCCUUCAAGGGGUUAAUCAGCUGACUCAACUUGGUUGGAUACAGAAUCAGGGAUCUUCAGUAAAAAAUAACUU
Molecule: messenger RNA, 7346 nt
Organism: Condylura cristata (star-nosed mole)
Lineage: Eukaryota; Metazoa; Chordata; Mammalia; Eulipotyphla; Talpidae
Gene: AMER3
Product: APC membrane recruitment protein 3
Exons: 3
Coding region: 278-2716 (812 amino acids)
Biological process (GO): regulation of canonical Wnt signaling pathway
Cellular component (GO): plasma membrane
Molecular function (GO): phosphatidylinositol-4,5-bisphosphate binding; beta-catenin binding
Source: RefSeq, a predicted model, not a curated record